ACAGAGGGCCCAGGUCAGGGCAAUCAAUGGACACCUCCGAUCUGGGUGCUACCCUGUGGCAGUGAUGAGAGGGCUCUGGUGAGGAUGGUCCACUGUCACCUGACACCGGGUGCCUGUGAGUGACAGAGAUGAGAGGCCUGAGAGGGACAGUAGCUGUGAUCUCAGCUCUAGGAGCCUGAAACGAGGAAGAAGCAUGAGGUCCCGGGUAAGGACGUUCAGCUGUCACCUCCACUCUGGAGCCGCAAGCAUGAGGGACCCCGUGAGGACAGUCACUGGUCACCUCAUCUCUGACAUAGUCCUUAGGGCCUCGCUGAAUUGAGACAAAUGUCACAGCUGUGGGGCCCUAGGAUGGGGAACAGACACAACGGACUAGUGAGGAAAGACACCUGUCACCUAAGCUCUGGGUGGCAACAUUGGCGCUGAGGGCUUUCAACUGGCACUGAAUCUCUGCAGUGGGACACAGCAGGAGGGCCCAGGCGAGGACAGCCAACAGUCCCCUUAGCUCUGGGCGCCUACACUGAGUGAGAGGCGUUGGGCCCAGGUUUCAGCGUUCAACUCACAUUUAACUGUGGGAUGCCUGGACCGGGGCGAGGCUUAGAGGCCCAACCUCAGGUAAAGGCAUGACGGGCAGGCAAGGGCACACAGGUAGCCCUUCAGCGAUGGCAGCCACCCUGGGGCAGAGACGUGAGGCCCAGCAGGGGGCACUCAAAUGCCACUUCACCUCUGUACAGCUCCACACCACAGAGACGUGAGGGCCCAGGUGAGGUGAGUCGACUACAGGCACAAAUCUUGGUAGCUACACUGGAACGGAGUGAGGGACCAUGGAGGCCAUUUAACUGUCACCUCAGCUCUGGACUCCUACACUGUGGCAGAGGUGGCCUCAGGUGAGGGCAUUCAACUGUCACCGGAGAUCUGAUUGCCUAAUCUAGGGUAGAGGCAAGAGGUCCUGCAAUAAGACAGUCGCCCGUCACCUCAGCUCUGGGUGCCUACUCGGGGGUAGAGGCGGGAGGUGCCGGCACGGGGGCAUGAGCAUGCAGGCCCACGUGACCACUGUCAAGUGACAACUCCGUGCUCGGUGUCUACACUGAGAGGGGAACGAGGGAUCAGCUGAGCACGCGGGCUCUGGGUGCCUACACUCAGGCAGGGACACGAGGAGCCAAGGAAACAGUGAACUGGUGCCGCAGCUGUGGGAACUACAUUCUCUGCCAUCUCCCGCUGGGUGCCCGCACUGGGGCAGGGCCAUGAGGGUCUAUGACAAGAGGGUCUCAUGCUCUCCAAGUCCCCAUCGAAAAACAUUCCUGGAGAAACAAAGCUGCCCCUUGAGGCACAGAAGGCUUGGGAUGAGUCCCAGGCCUCUGGCCCUCUCGAGCGUGGUGCCCCUGGGGUUGGUGAAUGUGCCUCUGGGCCCUCAGGGGGGCUCAUUAAACCAGCCUUUCCAAAAUGCCUGCUCUGAGCAAGGUGUAAACACUGUCCUCUAAGAACCAGCCGUCUGGCCACUGCCCUGUGCCUGGCAGGAGCUUCGUCUACUGGGCACCACGACUGCCAGCAUUACAGGGAAGAGCGCUAAGGAGGGCACGGUGCCCAGGGCUUGGUACUCACAGAUAUGUGAGAGUUUGGCAAAUGGUCAGUGCUAUUUCUGGUCCCAAAUUCCAUGACAAAACUCAAAUACCAACCCGUGACAGCAGCACAGGGGCCUGAAACUUAUCACCUUGAUCCUGUUAGGGAGAACGAGGGAGUGUUGUGAAUGCCAGUGGAGAAGCUCCUGGAUGCUAACCAGAGCUCUGUCACUGCCUGGCUCUAUCACCUUUCUCUGUAUUCUGGGUUCUUUCCUUAGGAAGGUUUCCAGAAAGCGGUGACAUUGGGUCAAAGGGCACGGAUGUUUCGGUGGUUCUCACGCCGCCCGGCUGCUGCCGUCCAGAAAGAUGGGUCCAGGCGACAGAUGUGGCCCCAGCUCUCCCAGCGCGGGAGAGCGCACGGUCCACAAACGCUGCACCUGACGGCUGCCCCACCCCAGCGGGAGAAGUGGACAUGAGGUUGGCAGGUCCCCUCCGCAUCAUGGCCCUGGUCAUCUCCGUGGGCCUCACCUGGCUCGUAGCCAGCAUCCUCCUCGGUGGGCCUGGCGGCGGCUUUCCUCGCAUCCAGCAACUCUUCGCCAGCCCAGAGAACUCAGUGACUGCAGAGCCGAGGGCCAGGAAGUACAAAUGCGGCCUGCCUCAGCCGUGUCCCGAGGAGCACCUGGCCUUCCGCGUGGUCAGCGGGGCUGCCAACGUCAUUGGACCCAAGAUCUGCCUGGAGGACAGGAUGCUCAUGAGCAGUGUCAAGGACAACGUGGGCCGGGGACUGAACAUCGCCCUGGUGAACGGGGUAAGCGGAGAGCUCAUCGAGGCCCGCGCCUUCGACAUGUGGGCGGGAGAUGUCAAUGAUCUACUGAAGUUUAUCCGGCCGCUGCAUGAAGGCACCCUGGUGUUUGUGGCUUCCUACGAUGACCCAGCCACCAAGAUGAAUGAAGAGACCAGGAAGCUUUUCAGCGAUCUGGGCAGCAAGAAUGUCAAGGACCUGGCCUUCCGGGACAGCUGGGUGUUUGUAGGGGCCAAGGGUGUGCAGAACAAGAGCCCCUUUGAGCAGCACGUGAAGAACAGUAAGCACACCAAUAAGUACGAAGGCUGGCCCGAGGCGCUGGAGAUGGAAGGCUGCAUCCCCAGGAGGACCACAGCCAGCUAGCGGCCAAGCUCGAGGACCAGACUAAGCGAGGCUGUGUGUACCCAGUCAGGAGGGGGCGCCGGCACAGCGCCGAGGCCCGACCCCACGCCCAGCCAGGGGCACUCCUGCCCCAGCACGGCAGGGCUCCGAGGCAGUGACUGGUGACCAGACCAUGCCCAGUGGUGGGGCUGCGCUGCGGCCCCAUGGCGCUUUGUCCUGGGACCCCAGGUACCCGUCUCCUUUUCCUAAAGCGCUCUGCUGGCCGACACCCACCCAAGUCCCAAGCGCCUGAGGCCCCCAGUCUGGUAGCAGCUGCCUGGCAAGUCGGGGCAUCUUCCGGAGCCUCUCCAUUCCAGAGUGGCUCGCUGCUCUGCAGGCCAGUCCUGUUUCCAGUGUGAUUCGUUCUGCUGAGCCGAACGCGGUGGCCACUCCCGGCGCCUGGCUGCCUCCUGCCUUGCUCUCGCGGGAAGGGGUGCCCGCCUGGGAGCCAGGCCGGCCGGGCAGUGAGGUCGCCGGCCCGAUGGCGGUUCCCAGCGUGGCGGGUGGCAGCUCCUGCGGUUUGUCUGUCAGAGGGCCCGCUUUCUAAAUGACGUCUUAAUAAACUGGUGGCCCCCGAAGGAAUGAGAUGCAUUCAGAGGGGAGUCGGGUGGUGUUGUCCUUGAGAUGUGAUUCAGGUGGUGAGCAGAGGGGCUCCCCUGUGGGCAUCCCUGUAGCCUUGCCCUUAGACACGGCACAGGCCUAUAGGGACAGGGAUGGGGAUUAAAACCAACCCAGGAGCUUCCCCCCUCCCCGCAGCCUCCCGCGAGAGCUAGUGUGUCUCCCCCGCAGUGCUCAGCGUUAGAUGCCUUUGAAAUCAGGCCAGCAAGAGGCCGAGUCACGUGGGCUAUUUGGCAUUUCUCACAGAUUGCAGUUAUAUUUCCCUGCAAGGGGUGAGAACCAGCAAGAAACUAUAAGGAGUUUUCUGGAAAAGUACAUGAGGGUGCAGAAAUGGUCUGGGGUCACAAAAAGGAGAGAAGGCGGUUGGGACUUCCCAGAUGGAGGAAUCGGGGCGCCAGCCAGGUAGGCUGAAGGGGGCCGUGGCCGGGGCAGUGGACCUGCGAGUCCCCCCUCUAGGGGUUAGGUGCUGCGAGAGAGUGAACACGGCAUCAGGAAAUGAAAGUAUUUAAGGAGGUGGCAGAAGAGGAGAGAGAGGCGAGGGACGGCCCAGGACGAGAAGCUGUGCUUGUGAGGCCAUAGCCACGACUGCAAAGGACCAGGAAGUGGAGACGUGAGGACGGCCCAGGUCGCUUACCUGGAAGAUGGUGUUCACGGAAGCUGAAACGCAGCCUGACCCUGUGCCGAGAGCUUUAUGUGUCUUCAUUUUUAAAUAGACUUCCUGUUUUAGAGCAGUUUUAGGUUCCCAGCAAAGUUGAGCAGAAAGUCCAGAGUUCCCACAUACCCAGCCUCCACUGACACGUCAUCACCACCCAAAGCCCAGGGUGGACAUCAGGGUUCCCUCUUGGUGUCAUACAGUCUGUGCGUUUGACAGUGUUUUUAAUGACGAGUACUUACCACUAGAGUAUCAUACAUGUAUUCAUUUUUAAACCUUCUAUUACGGACAUUUUGAACAUCCUCCAAAGUAGAGACACUAGUCUGAUGAAUCUACAUGUACCCAGUGGGGCUGCCACAGUGAUCAUCGUGUGGCCAGUGUUUCAUCUGCACACCCUAGCGAGCAAUGCUGCUGGUUGCUGGUGAGCCCCAUUUACGGAAGAUAAAUGGUCCCUGGUGUGCUCAGGAAAGUUUCCCUGGAGCUGGGAGGUUAGAAGCCAGAUGAAUAGGGCCCCACAAGGUUAGUCGCUUGCCCCAAAUGAAACGCAUCUCAGCGAAGGGCCGCACCGCAAGGCUGGGAGGUGCCUCUGUAUUAUACAACUGCUGAGCCAGCUGACCUGCCCCAGACCUUCACUGCGUGCGCCAGAGCCACACAGAUGGAAACGGCAGGCCAGCUUUAUCCCCCACGUGGCCCAACACAGGUAGGAUGCUGACAGUGGUGUGCAAUGCAGCCCGCCCGACCUUCCAAAGCGGAGGUACAUCUUUACAUCCUGCGGUCCUCUUCCGCCAGGGUUUUGUCCCCCAGGCCUACCCUCAGGAGUUAAGACAUCGUCAGUUACAAAUGACAGGGUCCCAACCCAACUGGCAUAUAGAAAAAUAAAUACAUAAUGACGGGGGGGGGGGCUUAAUGUUCCUGUAACAGACCCCAACGCCCAUGGGUGAUUCCAGCUCCAGUAACGUCCUUAGGAUACAGGCUCUCCAUCUCUCGGCUCCGCUUUUCUUUGUGUUUGCAUCCUUUUCAAACAUGCUGUCUUCCCCAGGCAGGGGGAGUGACAGUAGAUGUCCCAGGUUAGCAACCCCAGCAAGAAAAGAGCUCCCACCUUCCCAGUCGUUCCAGCCCAAGUCCCCAGGCACUACCUCUCAUAGGUCCAGAUUGGAUUAUGGGUUUAUCCUUGUCUCAAUCUGUGUGGCUCUGAUUGGCUACCUCUGGGCCUGUGCCCACCCUAGAGGCCAGUGUUGGGGUCAUCCUCAUGCAAACCUUGUGUACCGAGAAUGGAGGAGGGAUGGCCCCCCCAAAGAAAACUCGGGGGCCGUGACCUGUUGCUGGGCAUGCAAAAACACCAGUUGUCACUACAUUUCCCGGUAAAUACCAAAUGCAUCCCAUACUUGUGCUUGUAUAGAGUACGCCUUCCAUGCGUGCUGAUUUAUCACACGGUCUACUUGGAGACCCCUGCCUGGAGAGCAGGAGGUAGGCACACUUUUCAGGGUCAUCACUGUGGCCCUGUUAGCAGGACUGUGGCAGGUCUCCCAUCUGAAGUGCACGGAUGUUGUUUCAGCUGUCACUAUCGUUUGUGCCAUCUAUUCUGGCGGUCCAACUGACUUCUCUUUUGGAACUAGAUAUCCUUGACUGAUUCGUAGAGACCUUCCUUCUCCUCUGGGGUAAAUUAUUAAUCCCCUAAACUAACUACAAACAUUCUCUUGUCUUUA
This is a messenger RNA of Globicephala melas (long-finned pilot whale), 5715 nucleotides long. RefSeq names its product FAM3 metabolism regulating signaling molecule A (gene FAM3A). NCBI's taxonomy places the organism in Eukaryota, Metazoa, Chordata, Mammalia, Artiodactyla, Delphinidae. The record is from RefSeq and is a predicted model, not a curated record.